Messenger RNA from Cucumis melo (muskmelon), 1703 nucleotides. RefSeq names its product 3-hydroxyisobutyryl-CoA hydrolase-like protein 2, mitochondrial. Lineage: Eukaryota; Viridiplantae; Streptophyta; Magnoliopsida; Cucurbitales; Cucurbitaceae. The coding region runs from base 193 to 1413 and encodes 406 amino acids. Gene Ontology annotation, molecular function: 3-hydroxyisobutyryl-CoA hydrolase activity. The transcript has 15 exons. The record is from RefSeq and is a predicted model, not a curated record. Gene Ontology annotation, biological process: L-valine catabolic process.
CCAACUAAACACCAGCAGUCCCAAAAUCUCCGAAUCAAGAACGGUCUCGUAGCCGCAAUACGGAGCAAAAUUUCUUUGAACUUCGCUUGAAAUUUGAAAGCGUUGUUCUUAGCUUCAAAGAAUUCAUAGACGAGAAGAAAGAUUGCGGAAUCUAGAACAAUUCACACCGAUUUUUAAGAAAAACGGUGAGAGAUGCAGAGAUUGAAAGCACUGGAAGUAGUGAGAAGAUCUUCAUUUCAACGAUUUAGUUCAUUUUCUAACCUGAAGAGAAGCUUCUCUGCUCUGCCAAACUAUGCUCAAACUGAUGAUCUUUCCGACCAGGUUCUGGUGGAAGGAAGACCGAAUUCAAGAGCAGCUAUCCUCAAUAGACCAUCAGCUCUCAAUGCUCUCACUACUUCUAUGGUAGCCCGGCUGAACAGACUUUAUGAGUCGUGGGAGGAAAAUUCUGAUAUCGGAUUUGUUUUAAUGAAGGGAAGCGGCAGGGCCUUUUGCUCCGGUCCAGAUGUUGUCGCGCUUUAUAAUUUGUCAAAUGAAGGAAAUAUUGAAGACUGCAAGAAGUUUUUUGAGACAUUGUACAAAUUUGUAUAUCUUCAAGGAACUUUCUUGAAGCCACAUGUGGCACUGUUGGAUGGCAUCAUGAUGGGAGCCGGGGCAGGGAUUGUCCUUCCAGGAUUGUUCAGAUUGGUGACUGAUAGAACUGUUUUUUCUCAUCCUGAGGUUCGAAUGGGUUUCCAUCCUGAUGCGGGAGCUUCCUUCUACCUUUCUCGUCUUCCUGGCUACUUAGGCGAGUAUUUAGCUCUAACUGGUGAUAAACUCAAUGGGGUGGAGAUGAUUGCGUGUGGCCUAGCUACACACUAUUCGCUCAAUGCAAGAUUUGCCGGGAUUGAUGAACGCCUUGGUAAACUGAUAACCGAUGACCCUUCUGUCAUAGAAUCAUCUCUUGCUGCAUAUGGUGAUAUUGUUUAUCCUGAUAGGAGGAGUGUUCUUUACAAGCUCGAUGCAAUUGAUAAGUGUUUUAGCCAUGACACUCUCGAGGAAAUUUUGGAAGCCUUGAAAAAAGAGGCUGCACAGUCUUAUGAUGAAUGGUAUUCUACAACACUGAAGUUACUUGGAGAAGCUUCGCCAUUGAGCCUGAAAGUUACAUUAAGAUCUAUCCGUGAAGGUAGGUUUCAAAGUCUCGACCAAUGUCUUGCUCGUGAAUACAGGAUAUCCCUCAAUGGAAUUUUAAAGCACACAUCUACCGACUUCUACGAGGGUGUUCGAUCUCGGCUGGUGGAUAAAGACUUCGCUCCCAAGUGGAAUCCUCCCAGACUAGAGGAUGUGAGUAAAGAGAUGGUGGAUAGCUAUUUUUCACGGGCAGGUGAAUUGCCUGAACUAGAGCUGCCCACAGCAUUACGGGAACCGUUCAUUUGAGGUUUGUUAAGAGAGAGACAUCCAAAUUCAGUCUCGUGGUUUUGAAGCAUGGAUAAUUUCAGUGGACCGACAUUCAAGGCUUGUGAAUAACGGUCAAGGUAUGCUAAAUCCCCAACCAAGACUACUAGAAAUUCAUUUGUCAAAUGUUUUUAGGAGUAUGUUUUCUGAAAAAUUAUUUUAAAUGACAAAAUUUGAAAAUAUUUACAAAAUUAUUAUCAUCUACGAUGGAUCACAAUAUAUUGCUAUUUGUGUUCAUUAUCAUAAGUUGCUAUUUGUGUUCAUUAUCAUAA